AUGGCGAGCGGGACAGUCUCAUGCCACAGGAUCUAUAAUGCGGAGCUGCUCAACUCCACCACUGUCGUAUGUGUCAAUCGCACUUCCGUUGUCAACGCCACCGAGACCUUCGUCCACUGCUUUGAGCCGUGGACGAAUGAGGGCCAGGCCCGAUUCGCCCUGGGCGUGGUUGGCACCAUCUUAAUCCUCCUCAGCAUUCUUACCCUGUUUGGGGCUGGCGGCGCAGCGAAGCAGGCACCUGACGACGCGGAGAUGGCGAACUCGCGCUCGGUGGACCUUGGCGCGUAUGGUGAGGCUGGCAAGGGCGGCGACGGGGCCUUUGCUGCCGUCAAGGCGUUUGCGGACUCGGUCCCGGGCUCCAAUCUGCUCUGGAAGUCGUUGAAGUGGAAGCGGACGAUGCCGGACGACGCCCCACCGGGCAGCCUGUACGCGGCGAUGCGGCACAGCGCUGUCCAGCGCAAAAACUCUGGAUUUUACGCUAUGGCCUGA
Messenger RNA from Emiliania huxleyi CCMP1516, 489 nucleotides. RefSeq lists its product as hypothetical. Bases 1 to 489 code for a protein of 162 amino acids. The record is from RefSeq and is a predicted model, not a curated record. The transcript is spliced from 3 exons. NCBI's taxonomy places the organism in Eukaryota, Haptophyta, Isochrysidales, Noelaerhabdaceae.